AUGAAGUGUCGUUUCGUUAUAUGCUGCUGUUUGUUGUUUAUGGUAGGACUAUCUUCGGAAAAUGAAAAUCAAAGAAAUAACCCAUAUUCUUUAGAAUCACUUGUUGUCAUUUCAGACGAGUUUCCCAAAGAGAAAGUUAUUGAAAUCGCUAAUAAACAUCUACAAAAUGAUGAAGAAUUCAAAGCCGCUGUUAAUUACUUGAAAAGUCAAGAGUGGAGAAACCUGACAGAAACUAUCAGUAAGAAACCAGAAUGGGUGACACUGAAAGACUAUAUAAAAAAAUUCGGUGUUUCAAUAGAUACCAUGGUUAAGCACGUAGACACAUAUUUACAAAACGUUACCGUAACAAACCUAGUCAAAGAUACUCCCAGAAAUUUAACUUCUUUCUUAUUAGAAGCCGGAGAUGCUAUUCCCCCUGCUCGUCCUCAUGCUCCUGGAAAACCAUUUCUGGUUGCUGAGGCAGAACAAACUCCCGAUUUAGUCACCAUACGAUGGACCAAACCACCUAGCGAUGGAGGAUCUCCAAUUUCCGGUUACUUGGUCGAACAUCGACGAACUGGUUCGCCACACUGGGUUAGGGCCACCCCUCUUCUCGUACAGCUCAACGAGCUUACCAUUAGUGGACUUGAACCAGGCUGGAGGUAUCAGUUUAGAAUUAGUGCUGAGAACGCCGUAGGUAUUUCUGAUCCUAGUGAACUAUCGGAGCCUAUAACAGUAACGCUACAAAGAUCUGCCGUAACAGCACCGCGAAUCACACAGGAAUUACAGGACACUAAUGCUUUAGAAAACGAAAAAGCUGAGUUUGUAGUCCAUUUUCUUGGCCAACCACCUCCAAAAGUUUGUUGGUACAAAGACGCCUUUGAAAUUUUUAGUAGUCGAAGAAUACGAAUCCUUACUGAAAAUGACAGAAGCGUUUUAACCAUACAUCAGUGCUCCUUAUCUGAUGAAGGUGAGAUCAAGUGCACUGCUACUAAUCGUGCAGGUCAUGUUUCUACCAAAUGUAAAUUGGUGGUUGAAGCUCCUCCUACAGUUAGACUCCCAAGGCAAUACGAAGAUGGCUUGCUAUUUGAAAUGGGAGAACUAAUCCGACUUAAAGUUUCUGUUGCGGGACAUCCGACUCCAUUGGUUUUUUGGAGCCAUAACGGAGAAUCGAUUAAAAACGACGAUAACUACGAAAUCGAAUAUGUCGAUAGUUCAUCAAUUUUGAAAAUAACCGAAGCUAAACGAGAAGAUAGAGGUGAAUAUUUGGUAAAAGCUGUCAACAAAUUGGGAGAACAUACACAAUCUUUCUUAGUAACUGUAACAAAUAAACCUUCUCCUCCGGGACGAGCUAGAGUAGUAAUGGCUUUGGGAAGAUCAGUAACUCUAUCUUGGAAUACACCCAAUGAUGAUGGUGGUUGUAAAAUAGGGAAUUACAUUAUAGAGUAUUAUAGAUUAGGUUGGAAUGUUUGGUUAAAAGCUGCCACUAGUAGACAGCUUACGACGAUGUUGGGAGAUCUGAUAGAAGGCAGUGAAUACAAAUUUCGUAUAAAGGCUGAAAGUCCUUAUGGAAUAAGCGAACCUAGCGAAGAAUCGGAGAUUAUAUUUAUUCCUGAUACAAAAAGAGGUAUUGUAGAACCACCUCCAAGAAGUAGAAGUCAACCAAGAGAUAUUCCUGAGACGCCAGUAACACCUGCUGCUAGGAGAAAAAAUAAACCGAGGUCUACAUCUUCUACUAGAGUAGAAGACGAUCAGAAGAUGAUACCCACGACAGUUCCCUUAGAGCAAAAUGCUCCGCCAGUGCGUCCUAUGCGCACAAAAAUAAAAAGUCCUACAAAGACGCCAGAGGCCUCCCCCUUACCACAUAGAAGAGAUUUAAAUACUGUAGCCAAUAAAAGAGAACUGGAAGCAAAACUUAAUAAAGAAAUUUUCUCUAGAGCCGACAGUACAGUAACUCGGGAUAUGGCUUAUGGUAGUCCUGAUAUUAAGAUUAAAAAAGAAGUGACCACUUCAAACUAUUUAACCUCCGCGUCAUCUAAUAUUUCAAGUAGUUCUGGUAGAUCGAGCAGAAGUCCCAGUCCUAGUCCAGAGAAAGUUAGUGAUCAUAAAGUAUACAAAGUUAAAAUUGAGAAACCGCCUCGAAACGACAAGAAUCUCUCUCCAAGUCCUAAACAGUUACGAAAGUCUAGAUUAUCAAGAGAUAAUAGCGAGAACUUAACAGGAAGUUCGGAGUUUAUGUUAGUGCUUUAUCCUGAUGAAAAUCAAAAGGGUCAAUCAGAUUUAGACUUCGAAGAUUCAAUGCCACCUCCAAUGUCGUUGUCAGCACCAGAACUUGGAAUUGAAGCACCCAUGUUCAACCCAAUUAAAACAUCUGCCAGUUCCACUGAGUUAUUGCAUGAAAGAGCAAUGAAUCGAUUAUACGAAGCAGCUAAAGCAGAAGAACAAGAGUUAGAAAGAAGGCGAAAAUCUAUCGAAAUGAGAGGACUGAAUAUAGAGAUUCCAAAAAUUCAAAUAAAUUCCAAGGACCGGCAUGAUAAACUUGGCAAGAUAAACUUGAACUGGAAAGAACAUAGUCUUAAGAGUUAUGAUGAUGUGAAGGGUGAUAAUAUUAUUGAAACUAUUGACAAAUCUAACCUAAAUCCUGAAGAAAAGCGUGAAAUGAUGAUGAAAAGGCAACGGUCCGAUUCAGAAGAAAUAGAAGAGCAGAUGUUCGAAGAAAUACGAUCAAAAAUGUCAGUGAAAAAACAAAGUAGCACAGAAAAACGCAAAAUCAAUAUAGCAGAAGUUGAGAAAUGGGCAGAUGACUAUGUCUCAAGUACAGAAGAUUCCUCUUUCGAAGAAGACGAUGAUGAAAUACAUAAAAGUGAUCAAAAAUUUUCCUUUUACGAAACAGACGAAGAAGAAGAGACAUAUCAUCCAAGAGAAUUAAAAUCCAUGUCGUUUACCAAAGAGGAACCGUUCGAAAUUUUAACCAAAAGGAAACAACCACCUAGCCCAGAUUUUGUACCCAAACCGAUUCUGAAGAAAAAGGAACUAGAAGAAACGCUAUCAACCUCUCCUACAAGCUCUCCAAAGUUAAAAAGAUCUCUUUCACCAAUUCCUCCUAGUUUAAAACCAAAAGAUCGUCAUGCUAGUUUAGCGGAUAAGUCACACACUCUUCCCUUAUUGCAGAAAACUAUUCCCGAAGAAGUAACUACCAGCUCUAGACCUAGGUCAAUAUCACUUACAGUAGAUGACGUCAAUGAAGAUGAUGAAAACAACUCGACUCAAAGAAAAAGGUCAUUUUCUUUAUUACCUCAAGACGAACUUCUUCCAGUUUCAGAAGUUAAGCCCAACAAUACAAGAAAAAGAUCUUUCUCUUUAUUGCCACAAGCUGACCUUCUUCCUAUUGUAGAGGAUAAACCCAUCAUUGGUAGAAAGAGAUCAUUUUCUCUUAUUCCUUCUGAUGAACCAAGUACCACAAUAGCUCCAGAAAGCAUAUACAAUCUUAAUCCGCCCAAAAUGUCUUUUUUAAUGCAAACUAUUUCUGCGGCUGCUACAAUUUCUGGAAUAACAGCAGCAAGCAUUGUCAUACCCGAUCGGCUUGUAGAGAAACAAAAAGAUGCCGAAGAGGCUAAAGUAGUGGUAGAUCACUACAGUGAUAUUGUUAGAAAUUACGGCUCUAGAAGGAGGUCUAACGCAUCCUCUAAAUCUAAUACUUCAAUUAACAAAAGCCAAGAUUCUUUGCAGAAAAGCAAUGACUCUUUACCUCGGGUGGAAAAAAGCUUAGAAAAUUUAACAGAAUCUAAGACAACCCCAACUAAGCCCCAAAGUAAUCUUAAUAAGCAGGGAAACGCUUUCUCUUCAACUUCUUCUGCGGAAAGUGGAUAUCUUAGUUCUCCAAGCCAAUCAGCUUUGGUAGCUAACAAAGAUAAUGCAACAGUAGAUAAAACUACAUCUCGUGAAGGAUUAGCUCAUAAACUAGAUUCUGUAGAUCACAAGUCAAAAUUACCUGCAUCGGAACAACAAAGUAAUAUUGUUUCUCCAACACCGGGAAAAUCAAUUAGUAGACCAUUUUCCCCAACGCCCAAGGAGCAAAUGGAUCGACCAUUUUCUCCCACAAGACAGCCUGAUAGACGUAUUUCGUCAACACCCGAAAAAGAAGUAAAUCAAUCAUUUUCUCCAACGAGAGACUCUAAUAGACCGUUUUCAUCAACAUCAGAUGAAACAGUAGAUCGCCCGUUUUCUCCUACAACUCAAGCCAAUAGAAUAUCAUCAAAGCCUGAAAAACAAAAUAAUCGACCAUUUUCUCCAAAUUGCGAAAAACAAACUCCUAGACCUUUUUCUCCAACUAUCAAUAAACAAGAAGAUACUCCUUAUCCAGAUCCAUCCUCUUCAAUAGAACAUUCCAGCAGAAGAGUUUCGGCAUCACCAGCUCGCAAACAAGAAAAACGAAAAGCUGCUUCUCCAUAUCCCAAAAAUAGGAGGACGUCACCAUCUCCUAUGAGAGUAAACGACCAUUACACAUCUGAAAUACCAAAUAAGAGGAAAACUUCUCCUUCUCCAAUGCGCAGUGUUAGAAAGACGGACCCGUCUCCGAUGAGAAUAAGACCACCGAAGUUAAAAGAAAUUAUGACACAGACUUCUGAAGGACUGGGAUCGAUGGAUGAAAAUUAUCCGGAAUUUUUACGAAAUCAAAGGCAGGAGGAACUACUCGCAGAGGCAGAAGUCAAGGUGCACCAUUUCGUUGACUAUCUAACGGAUUUGGCCAUGUUUUCGGUAGCAUGUUGGUUCUACCUUUUUAGUAAUGAACUAUUUGCUAUACCUGUUUUAUUGGUACUGGCAUAUAGACAGUUGCAGGUGCAAUUUAGACAGUUCCAAGACAAAUGUAUACAGUUUCAAGAUAAAUGUAGGCAAAUUCCAGAAAGACUAGCGAAUAAAGUUCCCAGGUGGGUUUUACGCCUAAUGCGAAAAACGAAGCCAGACUGA
Diabrotica balteata is the source of this 4947-nucleotide messenger RNA. Lineage: Eukaryota; Metazoa; Arthropoda; Insecta; Coleoptera; Chrysomelidae. The record is from the annotation of a GenBank genome assembly.